AUAGAAUUGUCCAGAGGAUCAUUCUAAUCAGAAAGCGUUUUAUAGACGCUUCCUUUAGCGAACAGAUUUUAUUAAUCUAACUCUGAAAGUCUAUACAAAAUCUUACUGAGGCGUUAUAGAAACUUCUAUGUAAAUGUUGUAUACCAGAUAACAAAAGAAUACAUAAAAUGUUUUCAUUGUCCUGUUUUGUUCUGGAUAAUAUGUCCUAUUAUACCUGAUUUACAAGGAAAUUUCUGUCAACUCCAAACAUUCAGUUGCAUAAAAAUAUUUCAUAUGACUAACUUUCUGGUAUAAAUACUGUAUAGGAUUAACCAACAAUAAUGGACGCUUACAAAUUUUACAUCCUACUUAUAGUAGUACUUUACAGUAAUCUGACAAAAAGUUCUGCAAAUAAAUCGGCAAUCACACAAUAUGAAUUUUUAUCAAAAUGGAAAUUAAAAAAUAAUGGCUUCGUAAAUAUGGAUUAUGGUUUACCUGUUAACAUAAUUGGUGGUUUAAUAGCAACUGUGAAAUUGCAAUUUAUUCGCUGUAAGCCAGAGAAAGUACGAUAUUGGACUAUGGUAGAUUGUCAAGCAUUAUAUAUACCGUCUGACUGUCAUUUUACCUAUGAACAAAUUAACUUGUUAAAAAAUACAUCAAAAAGCAUUAAUUGUAGUCAACAUGUUAAAAGUAAAUUAAUACCUAACAGAUGGACUAAAGAAGUGGAUAAAAAGUCUACACAAGUGGUGGAAAUUCGAGUCGAUAGUGCUAUAACAAACAUGAAACUUAAAGCAUUCUUUUUGCACUGUGGAAAAGAUUUAGCAUAUUUCAAUAAUAACUCAUUAAUACAAUUAUGUGACUGGGAUAAUUACAUUGAAUUAGUUUCAAACAUUAAUUCACUCGACGUUUACGGAUACAUUAAUACAAGUUCAAUUAUAUCUGUAAUUUAUAUUUAUUAUUUUUGUACAAUCACUUGGUCUGAACUGCAGAAGAAAUCAGAAAAUAAAAUGAGACAUAUCUUAUGUCCGAAUUCAUGUUCGUAUGGUGCUGUAAGAUGUUCUGGCAAACCACACGUUAUAAAAUCAGUUAGUAAUAUAAAGAAGUCAAUACCGGCUAGUAUUGGAGAUUGUAUUCCUAUAAGAUUAGGUGUAUUCGAUCAUGAAUACAAAUGUCUAUGUGAAAAGGGUUACUCAUGGAAUUCUGAUACACGGUCAUGUGAAAUAGAGGAUCCUUGCACACUUGAUCAGAUAUUGUCAAUAGAGGCUUAUAAAAUUAAAGGGAAAGAUAGAUUGUGUGAUCCUAAAGGAACUUUACGAUGUAUCUAUACACAAUAUUACAGAAAUAAAGAUAUAUUUGGUUAUCAAAUAAGGCUUACUUUACACUAUUCAUGUAUUUGUCAUCCUCAGUUUAUGGGAUAUCGUUGUGAUCGUCUAAGAAAUCCAUGCAUUGAAAAUAACUUACCUAAUCGUGUACCAGGAAAUGAAGCGUGUCGUACAUAUUUGGGAAAUAAAUGUAAUCCAAUAAACGGUACCAAUCACUAUACAUGUACUUGUGUUGGGAAUUAUAAAUAUUCACAAAAAUAUUCUUUCUACAAUUGUUAUGAGAGAAAAAAUAUAUGUGACAGUAUAUUAUGUCAAAAUAAAGGAAUGUGCGUAUCCAGUGGGGAUGGUAAACAGUUUUUAUGUCUAUGUGAAUAUGGUUGGGGUGGCAAAUAUUGUACAGAACCUGGAAUUAGACAAUGGUUUCCUUGGAGCCCGUGGUCAGAAUGUUCAGCUGCAUUUUAUGAAGACCAUGGUUGGAAAAGUCGUGCCAGAGAGUGCCGCUUACUUGGUAAUGAAAGCAUCUAUUUAGGAAAGUGUUCAGGAAAUGAAAUGGAGCUCCGUACAUGCAUAGGACGUUUUCCGGAUUUCACAAAAGAAUAUCUACCAACUAUAAAAGUGCUUUUGAUGUUUGUGUGUUACCUCAUCACUUUACAUUUAUUUGUUGACAUUAUUUAUUUUCUGCUUCAACCAGAACGUGCUUAAAUAAUAACACUUUGAACAGUUCGAAGUUCUAUAUUGUCAUUAUUUAUGUGUCACAAUUGAUAUUUGGAAAUUUG
Molecule: messenger RNA, 2077 nt
Organism: Schistosoma rodhaini
Lineage: Eukaryota; Metazoa; Platyhelminthes; Trematoda; Strigeidida; Schistosomatidae
Source: the annotation of a GenBank genome assembly